UGUUCUGUACUCACCCCGCCCGGGGGGCCGCGCCGGGGCCCGGCGGCCUCUCAGGGCCGCGUCCUCCGGCGGCGGCGGCGACGGCGGCUGCUCCGGAGCCCCAUGUCCGUCGGUCCGUCCUCGCCUCUCCCCGGGGCCCGGGGCCCGGGGCCGGGGGGUCGGGCUGCCCCCCCGCCUCGCCGCCUCACCGGGCGGCCAUGGCCCCUUCCCCUCCCUUCUCGUCCCGUCGCCGCCUCCUCCUCCUCACCUCACCCCGCCCGCGCGCAGUCCGCGCGCCGUCCGCGCGCCCCUCCCCCCGCCCCCCACUCCAGCCCGCCUCUCCCGGGCGGGGGGUGCGGCGCGAGCCCGGAGCGCGCGCGCGUGCCGCGACCGGAGGAUGGAUGGAUGGAGCGAGCGAGGACGCGAGCGUGCGCGCGCGCGCCCCUCUCCCCCCUCCCUCGGCGCGGGCGCGAGGCCAGGCGCGAGCGCGCUCCAACCUCCUCCUCUUCCUCCUCCCGCCCCUCCUCAACACCCCGCCCUCGCCCUCCCUUCCUCUUCCUCCUUUCGCUUUCGCGCGCCCAGCGACUGCUCGCGCCUGCUAGAAGGGCCCGAGCGCGUGCAUCUGCCCCGCGGCCGCAGCUCGGCAGCAUUUGCUCCAGGGGGCGGGGACCGGGAGGGGAGGAGGGGCGCCACGCCGCCGUCCAAAGUACCGGCGGACGGGACCUGGGGCGGGGAGAUGGGUGGGGCCUCCGUAGACGAGUCCGGCCAAUCGCGGAGUGUCCUCGGCCCGGGAGGCCCAAUAGGCUCGAGAUCCCACACCUGCUCGCCUUUCCUGCUUCCGGAGCCCACGCUGGACCCUCCACCUCUCAGACAGACUGCUUAGCACUGGCCAGACUCUGCCUACACUAAAAGCUGCUCCGCUGGGAGUGGCCUUACCCUCCAUCUCUCGCCUCUUUAGCUUCGGGAGGAAAGGUCCUUUUCUCAGCCACCCAAGGUGUUUAGAUCUGCGCUCACAUGUACGUGGCCGUGUCUACAGCCUCGAGACUUUUGCGUGCCAGGCCUCUAGCUUCAGAUAAAAUUAAACUCUGGAAUCACGUACUUUGA
Mus musculus (house mouse) is the source of this 1083-nucleotide messenger RNA. RefSeq names its product predicted gene, 33851. The coding region runs from base 377 to 862 and encodes 161 amino acids. Lineage: Eukaryota; Metazoa; Chordata; Mammalia; Rodentia; Muridae. The transcript has 2 exons. The record is from RefSeq and is a predicted model, not a curated record.